CUCCUACCAAAAGACAGAAGACGUCACACCGAAGGUCACAUUAACGGCAUGCUUGCUGCAGGAAAGUUUACCAUAUGAGCCACGACACCACCAACGACCCGUACUUGCCAGUUGUCCAACACUUCUACCAGUUUGGAACCCUCAUCUGAGCUAUUCCACUGUAGAGUGUCGCCGCGUGACUGACUCAUUGAAGACACUCAGAUGACUGCUGUCGUCAACGACGCUUGAUCCGGAGUUUGUUCCUCAUAAUCAAUAUGCCACCUGUGGUCAGUGAAACUUCAUAUGAAUGGAGUUAUUUGUGCUCCAAAGGUGAAAUAGCAACUUGCUUUGUCAUCAUUAGUCAUGGGGCCCGUUGUUGGGGUGUCACUCACGAUGAGUAAGCUUUGCUGAACAACAAAAGAGAGACGACGGGAUAGAUAAGUUACAAGAUUGUAGUUUCAUUGAGUCUGUAACGUUCUUAUCACUGAAAUAACUUGUUUCCUUUAGCUGUGUUGUAUUUCUAGAUUUACAUGCAGAAUCAUCUUUAAAAACUAUAGCUAGCUUCAGAUAGAAAGCAAAGGAAAUAAGAGUCAAGCCGCUGUGACUUACAUGUAAUUGUGCUAUUGGGUCAUUUUCUGUUCAUAGUGAUUGUGAAGUAGUAUACCCAGGCUAGUAAUGUCCAGGUAGAGGCAAGUACUCUCAACGCCAUGUUGUGCUCAGUUCACGGUCCACUAAACACACACACAAAAAAAACAAUGUGCAUGUAUUUCUCCAAAUGAGAUACUUCGGUCUAACUCUGUCUUAUCCUAACCCUAAUUCAUAUCCUACCAUCACAGCCAGAUUCUUACAAAAUACAAAGUAUUAACUUUUUAAAAACCAGGCAACUCUAAAAACAAUAUGUCUCAUCUACAAGGUAGUCUUGCACCUCUUCCAUUGAUGGACUUUGUUAAAGGCGAUGCAUUUUAGGCCCUUUUUAUUGAGUUGUGGACUCUUAUCAAGCAGCUACAAACGAUAACACGCACAUAAAGCUUUCUAGAUCUCCAGAAUCUGCACCUAAUCCAGCUGUAUUUUCUUGAAUUUCCAAAAUGGUCUGUAUUAAUUUAUUCCACCCAUGGCACGCCCACGGUGUUAUUGGUCACACUCCCAAGCGCUCCGACUACUACUGGACUACUGCCAAACCCCACUUUCUAAUUUUGUCUGUAUAGGAGUUGAUAAUAAAUGAUUGAGACCUUUGGGGAGUUACUUGAAAAGAGUGGCAACGUAGGCACCGCUGGUGCUCUGGUGGUCAGGAGAACCGAGAUAUUAGAAGCACUCAUUGUCGGACACACUUUGUCAAAGGCACUGCUGGAGCCGUGGAGCUCAGAGUGAGAAAGCUUACACUGACCAUUCUUAGUUUCUAUUCUUGUAUUGUCCCUUAAGAAGAUAUAUUACAAUGGGUGCUAAAAUGUGAGGGGUGUACUCACUUUUGUGAGAUAUUGUAUUUCUGUAAGCAAAAGAAGACAUGUAGAAGAUAAUUGGUGGUCUAUACCUUUAAUGUCAAAUCUGUUGAAGAUUCUGCCUACAUCUUUGGCAUGUUGACAGUGUUUGUUCAGGGUUUUUUUUGUGUGUGGGUCGGCGUUUGAGUGGAAAUAACUACCUUCUGUUGUGUCUAUUGACCUGACGUUUCAGAAGUUACAAUAUAUUUGUUUGGUGACCCCGGCUGUAAAAGUUGUGUUUGCGUGGUAUGUAAGCGGGAAAGGAUUUUAUUUGUCAUUGUCCACUGACUGCAGCCGUAAUACUAAGCAAGCCAGCACUCUUGUACUAUAGGCUAGUAAAGUGUGAUUGUAUGAUUCUGCCGCUGCUGUUGUUUUACAGAAAGUGUCUGACCACCUACUCCAAAAAAACAAAACAACAAAUUGCGUUGACAUUGGAUAGUUGUCAGGCUGUCCUGCGCUUCAAGAAGAUCUCUACCAUUCCAGUGUCAGGAGGCCAAUCUCCCUAAGACCUGGGUGUCACUGCCAGACAGUACUUGGAUGUCAGAGAGUACAAAAGGUCCCUGGAGCCAUCACAAAAACUUCAGGAUUUGAAAUCAUCAAAAAAAAAAACCCAAACUUCUUCUCUGCGGUUGUAUAACUGCAGUGGAUUUCCUUACUCAAGUCUUUUGGUGGUGCUGCGUUCGGGAGUUGAUUAACACUCAAGCAAUUUCGACACAGCUCACAUAACGCCCUGAGAAAGAGGAAAUAUACCCUUCUUGCACAUGAAACACGAGAGCACCAUGUUUUUUUUGUGGCCAAAGAAUAUGUAAAAUAAUACAGCCAGAUGGCCUUCUGAAUGGCACGUCGCCUUGCUCCGGCUGAACACUGGGAACAUUCUAGUACUCUGCUUUUGUGCACCAUGCUGAAAGUGUGCAUUCAUUCUCACAGGAGAACAUCAGCUGCAGCAGAGGGGCAGGUCUGAUACUCACUUUAUUUGCUCCUACCUCACAAGUCUCUACUUUUCCUUCAAAUGAACACCGAAAGAACAUUGUGUACUUUUUCUAAGGUCCCCAGUCCAGACAUGCUGAAAUGAAAACAUAUUUGAUAAGUGGAUGGCUGUGAGUGCAUGUUGCACAUGGGGGUCAUUUAUGUGAGACGUUGCAUUAGCAUGAGUGAUUUUAUUUCCUGUCUUUGCAGCUGGGGUGGUCCUUUAAGGUUGAAACUCUGCAGUCCGACUACCUUUUGCAGAGACGACCUGCAAGAUGUGUGAUGCAAUAAUGACAAGAUCUCACACUGCUCUGUAUGUUGACUGCCUCCUCCCCCACAGUGUGCCACUUGUCUCCUCCCUGAGGAUCUUCUGAAGAAGAUUUUGCCUGUGCUGGCUGGCAGGCUGCAUGUCAACUGGCAGAGACCCCAGAGUGUCACACAGAAAGGUCCACUGCAAGGCGGAAGAAAACAAGGAGCCAUUGGGGGGCUAAGCUGCACCCAAUGAGCGCGCUGCGCGGUGACGAUACAGCAGAGCAGUGCCGGUGCAGGACACGCCCCCAGCAUGGAAACAGUACACGCCCCCAGCAUGGAUACAGGCUGCAGGGACUGGCGGUCCGAGACGCACUCACUAUGCUGGAGAGAGUCUGAAGCAGCCAUGGGAAUUCAUACUUUCAACUUUAAAGAGUUGGCGCAGUAAACGAAGACUUUUGAGUUUUUUUAAAUCUCUAUUUCUAUGGCGACGUAUGCGCGUUUUUGACAGUGUCGUCUCUCACGCAGGAUGUUAUUCCUGAUGAAACUUGGAAAGCCGGGUAAGAAGACCGCAAAGUCUCUCUGAUGAGAACCACCUCCUUCUACCAGGCACACAAAGGGAACCACGGAGCAAGUUAUUUUCUUCCCGCACACCCACGCCAUUGUUUUCUUUUUGGAUGCCAUAGUGGGGGGGCUCUUUGAAAGACAUCAUGGAUCACUUUGCAGCGGAGUGCCUUGUCUCAAUGUCCAGCCGUGCGGUUGUCCACAACAGCGAGAUGAAGUCGGAGAACCCCUCACCUUCCUCCAGGAACCCAGAGGACAUGAAAGAACCUGUGGUGAAGGACAACUCGUCUUUGUACGUGGUGGCCAGGAUCCUGGCGGAUUUUAACCAGCAGACUCCCAACGAUGUGCAUGGCGAGCAGUCAAAAAGCAAGGAGGAGAACACGGCGAGCCUGGCGGAGGAUGGGAACUGUGCCACACCUACCACCAUCUCGGAUCCAUCGCUCAAACAAAGGGGCAAAAGAUCGAGAGGUCGCAGCGAGCCAGAGUCCCCCCAGAAAAAGCACAAAUGCCACUAUUCCGGUUGUGAAAAAGUUUAUGGCAAAUCGUCGCACCUCAAGGCGCACCUCAGGACGCACACAGGAGAGCGUCCGUUCCCUUGCACCUGGCCCGACUGCAGUAAGAAGUUCGCCCGUUCGGACGAGUUGGCCCGCCACUACCGCACCCACACGGGAGAAAAGAAAUUUGGCUGCCCGCUUUGCGACAAGCGCUUCAUGCGCAGCGAUCACCUGAUGAAGCACGCCCGCCGCCACUCAGAUUUCCAACCCGGCAUGCUCAAGAGGCCCCACAGCGGUGGAGUCGGUAUUAGCCACACCGCUCGUCCCAGCUCUCUCAGCGACUACAGCCGCUCGGAUGCCUCCAGCCCCACCCUCAGCCCCGCCCUCAGUCCCGCCAAUUCGCCUUAAACUGAAAAAAAGAAAAAAAAAAUCGCACUUUCAGCCUCCAAUGCGGCGGGUUUUUUUUUUUAUCAUAGUGACACUUCUGUCAGCAGCAACCCUCCUAUGCUCCACCCCCUUCUUUGCUAUCCCCGUGCUUGCUGUGGUAUACCAUACUGUACAGAACUGCUUAUUGUAGUGCAAUGACUUGUGUAAUCUUAUAAGAAGGUAAUGCCUUUCCCAGAUGGCAAUAUUUACAUUCUCUACCAUAUGUCUGUACUUCUCUUCUAGUCGAGGCUGUAGGCUGUCUUUGCAACAACAAAACACCAUUUCAAAGAAAACAACACAGCCCUGAUGAGUCUUAUCAAAAAUAUUUCAUUUUGUUUUUUAUUGUUUUGUUUUUUAAAAAAAAACGGGUGAAGACGAAGCAUACACACUCUUAAACAAACAAACACACACACACACACCUCAGGAUUAAAGACAGUUUCUCUAAUACCACAAUACUUCACAAACAGACUGCACAAUAUACUCAUCACUUUACUCCAAAGUUCAACCAGUGGUUGGAUUUUUGGCCCUGCUCAGGGAUGGCCUUGUUAGCUUGAACGAAUGGAGAGAAACAGUCAGUCCACCCUCAUAUACGUCUAGAAGUAUAUACGGUAUAUCAGCCUUACACUCAACACACUUUUGCACUCUUUGUUUUUGUCUGUAAAACAUCAUGUAUCAUCCAUCCGAGCAACAAUUGGUGUUUUUUAUUCUCAUUUCAAAGCAGCCGUUCAUGCAAAAAAAUUAACAUAAAAGGGAUCCCUCACAAGCACACUGGAACGAAACUACCAAGUCAAGAAUUUAACAAAAUGAGGCCUGGAGAUGAUGUUUGACCUGAAAACAUCCAGGAGUUCCUCCAGCAUGACACCCGUCUUGCUAUACGUGUCCUGUCAAGGCUGCGAGCGUGUCAGUGGAAGAUAUCUGCAACUUUCAGACGGGAGACAUCCUGUCCUGAUAGUAAAGAAAGAGGAGAGGUUUAUUUUAUCAUGACUUGAGCAGAGGAGGCUACACCCUAUUUUCCUGUUUAUGCAAAUGAUCCAAACUGGAGGCAGUAACAGAACCUCUUUUAUACCGAGAUGUAUAACAGGCACAGCAUCAAAUUCGAAUAUAACCGUGAGGCUAAACGCUAGCUUUCAGAGCUAAUGUGCUUCACUAGCAAACAACAGAGAAGGAGAUCAAUGAAGCAGAGUCAUCAAAGAAAAUGUUUCCUCAAAAAAUGUGUUAUGUAAUUUUGUAGGAUAUUGUUGCAUUGCAUUUCAUACAGAACAUGGACACUUCAGACAGGCUGUGUGAAAGGGACAUGUGCAGCAAAUGUGGAGUAUUCAACUUUAAAAAAAAAAACAGCUGCUUUCUAACUUCUCCAAGCAAAAACGAACAUAUCAGCCGGUUGUACCCCCCCCCCCACCCUACCCCCGUGAGAAAGUCCACUGGUGUUUCUACACAUUUCUCGAUAAGUCAGGCAAAAAAAAAAUACUUCAUGCAUCCAUCCACGUGAUCCCUUCACAUCCAUCCAGACUGUUGCCAUGGCCACUGCCAUGUCGUCCCCGCCUCGCCAUGUGCAUGUUAACAACUCUGGCAGGUGUAUGUCCAUGAAUUGGGGGCCUUGUCCCUUGAGAGACAAAAACAGCCCUUACUUAGACCCACACUUAAUAGACAAACCACUGAGGAGGGUGGGGGGGGGGACUUAAGUUGUGCAAGUGUGUAAUUUGUGCAUCCAAUGAAAAAAACUGAAGCAGGUUUGCAUGCUUUCGUAAUCCAUACUCGGCACAAAGACCUCAGGUUCCAUGUGAGUGUUUGUGGCAAACCUCUCACUGGUGUUAUUACUGCUGGUCAGUGAACACCCCCUCGAUAUAUACACACACACACACACACACAAACCCCUACAGGCCCACCCGCCUCCUCUGAUGUCUUGAAAACAUCCUGCCUCACAAUGUAGACUCCAUCUCCCCACCCAAGGCUGUUUUUUGUUUAUAGGUGUCCUGCCCCUUUAAGAAAGCCAUCCAUCCAUCCAUCCAUGUUCUCACUGUAAUGAAACUACUUGAACAAUUCAACGCAGAAGGCCAUUGAACACCUUGUUUUCUUUUCUUGAUGGGUAUUUUUUAAAUUUCAUCUUCAGGUCAUUUGUUGAUUUUAUUUGUAUUUUUUUCCAGCGUGAAUGCUGUUGAUGUCAGGGUUGACAGGCGUUCCCACCUGUUUUCCCAAAUUCUACUCGUGGAACGUUCUAAUUGUGAGUGAAAGUUAGAAAAUAAAAACUUCCUGACCUCUAUUUUAAAUUGAAUUUUAUUUUUUUGAAAAUUCCGGAAAAUGAGUCUGUAUGGUUAUGGCCUCACAGAUAGGAAACGCGAGUUUGAUUCCACUCUCAGCCAUCUCUGUGUGGAGUUUGCAUGUUCUCCCCGUGCAUGCGUGGGUUUUCUCCGGGUACUCCGAUUUCCUCCCACAUUCCAAAAACAUGCUAGGUUAAUUGGCGACUCCAAAUUGUCCAUAGGUAUGAAUGUGAGUGUGAAUGAUUGUUUGUCUAUAUGUGCCCUGUGAUUGGCUGGCGACCAGUCCAGGGUGUACCCCGCCUCUCGCCCCAAGACAGCUGGGAUAGGCUCCGGCACCCCCUCACCACCCUUGUGUGGAUAAGCGAUAGAAAAUGAAUGAACGAAUGAGUCUGUAUUUCAUCCUCCAAUCGGAGGGGAGUGCAUAUUACUGAGUUUUUUUUGUCUGGCAUAUAAAAAGUGUGUAUUUUUUCUGAUCAUACCUCUGAAACUUUUUUUUUUUUUUUUUGCUUUUUCCAAACACCCACGGUGUACAGUAGUUUGAUGAGUAGUAGCACAAAUAAUCUGUGGCUUAUUUGUUUCUACUUGAAUGACAAAAUGACAAAGAGAGUUUUUCUUUUUAAUCUGUAAAUAAAUCACUGGGUUGUGUUUUAUAUAUAUAAAAAAAAUAAAAAUCACACCAUGUUGUCAGAGUCCUUCACAAAAAUAUUGUGAUUAUGAUUGUGAUGGUUGAAACAUGCAAGGGUGAUGUCAGCAUCGAUGAACUAACUGGUUAUUAUUAUUAUUUCCCCCCCUUAAAAAAAGGACUUGAACCUGAAAGGUUCCUGUUUGCAUUGCUUCAUUUUUGUACUGGCUAUUAAAUUGAACUGACUGAUGCCUCGUGGUGUUCAAACAUGAAAUGACGCAUUUGGAAUAUUCAUGUCAAAAAGUACAGGGUUUGAUGGAUGCAACUGUGUGCCAAAACUCUGCAGACAAACAUACAAGUGAUAAGAGUAAAUAUCACACAUUGUACAGUUUUUGUGUGUGUUGUGUACAGGAUUUGUUGUGCAUAUUUGAUAUGCUAGGUGAACUAUUCUCUGCUUUUUCGUUGUGUUGCUUCUUUU
Messenger RNA from Doryrhamphus excisus (bluestripe pipefish), 7511 nucleotides. NCBI's taxonomy places the organism in Eukaryota, Metazoa, Chordata, Actinopteri, Syngnathiformes, Syngnathidae. The record is from RefSeq and is a predicted model, not a curated record.